This is a messenger RNA of Salvia splendens (bonfire salvia), 3009 nucleotides long. Its product is annotated as U3 snoRNP-associated protein-like EMB2271. Gene Ontology annotation, cellular component: small-subunit processome. Lineage: Eukaryota; Viridiplantae; Streptophyta; Magnoliopsida; Lamiales; Lamiaceae. The record is from RefSeq and is a predicted model, not a curated record. The coding region runs from base 61 to 1605 and encodes 514 amino acids. Gene Ontology annotation, molecular function: U3 snoRNA binding; protein binding. The transcript is spliced from 7 exons.
CCUACACAUAAAUCUCCUUAAACCUCCGACACCGCAACCGUCGCGGAAAAGCGGAAAAUCAUGAAGGGCAGAAGGAAAAAUCUGAAGAAGAGACCGUCCAAUCCUGCCAAGGGUAGUAACAAUAAGAAGCGUUUCUCUUCCCUCGCUGAUGAUUCGUUUUUCGAAGCCACUGAUCAGAAGCGGCACCGAAAAUUCGAAAACGACGAAGAGAUUAAGAGCAGUGACGAAGAAGUAGAGUCCGGUUCCGAGGCAGAGGCGGAAGAUAAAGAGGAGGAGAUUGAGGAGACGCCGGCAGAGAAGCGGAAGAGGCUGGCCGACGCCUUUUUGGAGAAGCUCAGGGCGAAGGAGAGGGAAAAAGAUGAAGAUGAGGAAUCUGAGGAUGGUGAAGGGCGGAGGGAGAGGGAAGGGGAGAGGGAUACGCUUAUCGCUAAGAUUUUGCAGCAGGAUCAACUCGAAGAGAGUGGCCGCGUUAGACGAGCUCUUGCUUCUAGAGUUCACAAGCCAGAAACGAGUGAGGGAUUUCGAAUCCUAGUAAAGCACAGGCAAGCUGUCACUUGUGUGGCUCUAUCUGAGGAUGACUCGAGAGGAUUUUCGGCUUCAAAGGAUGGUGCCAUUGUUCACUGGGAUGUGGAGACUGGGAAGUCCGAAAAGUACCUCUGGCCAUCUGAUGAAGUUUUGAAGGCUCAUGGUAUGAAGGCCCCGCAAGGUCGAGCUAAGAAACACAGUAAACAGGUUCUAGCAAUGGCUGUUAGCUCGGACGGCGGGUAUUUAGCUACUGGAGGCCUUGAUCGGCAUGUUCAUCUGUGGGACGUCCGUACACGCCAGCACCUUCAGGCUUUUCCGGGGCAUAAAGGACCUGUUUCUUGCUUAACAUUUAGACAAGGUACUGCAGAACUCUUCUCCGGCUCAUUUGACCGCUCUAUCAAGAUUUGGAAUGCAGAAGAUAGGACUUACAUAAGCACACUAUUUGGUCACCAGAGUGAAGUUUUGACCAUUGACAGUUUGCGAAAAGAACGUGUAUUGACUGUUGGACGUGACCGUACCAUGCAUUUGUGGAAGGUACCAGAAGAAUCACAAUUAGUAUUUCGAGCUCCAGCAUCAUCACUAGAGUGCUGUUGCUUUAUUAAUAAUGACGAUUUCUUGUCGGGUUCCGAUGAUGGAAAUGUUGAGCUCUGGAAUGUGCUACGCAAGAAGCCUGUCCAUAUUGUAAAGAAUGCACACGUCUCAUUUGGUGAACCCAAGUCUGAUCAGAUUAAUUUGGAAGGACUGUCUAAUGGCCAUAAAGAAAAUGAUGUCCAAGAUUUAUUGAGACAUGGUUCAACUGCUCUUUCCUGGGUCAACUCGGUGGCUGUCUGUAGAAGCAGUGAUCUUGCUGCUUCAGGAGCUGGAAACGGAUUAGUGCGCCUUUGGGCAAUUGAAAAUGAAUCUAAAGGCAUUCGUCCUUUAUUUGAGCUCCCCUUGGAUGGAUUUGUCAAUUCGUUGGCAUUUGCCAAGUCUGGAAAGUUCCUAAUUGCUGGUGUUGCUCAGGAACCUCGGUUAGGAAGGUGGGGACGUGCUGCUUCUGCUAAAAAUGGAGUUGCAUUGCAUCCUUUGAAGCUGUCAUGACACUAGUUCUUCUAAACGAUGAGAUUAUUAAAGCAAAAAUUGAGAGCCUGCUCCGAUCCUGACUGGACUCAGUUUGUACUUACUCAACAUCUCAAUCUUGAAUACUAAAAAAAGGAUCACCCUUGUACCAAAUCGAUGGUUCUGACAUCGUCUGCGGCCUCCAAAAAUUGUUCGUGGCACAACAUGAGGAUGCUUAUCUAUGUGAUGUACCCCAACUGGGAAAGUCAGGUAACUUUAGCUGUUGGUGAGGGUGAAGUGUUCCGAAAACCUCGUUUCCUGGCUUGAAGCUUACAGAAAUCCUUUUUGUGCGUUCCCCUUAUCAUCUUUGUCUCGACGGAAGCAGGUCUCACAUUUUGCUGAAAAAUUUUGUGUUUGAUGGAACCUUCAUCUUGAUCAAUUUUGGAUCUUGUUUGUUAGUGUAGAAUCUGUCAUUAAAUUUUGAAGGGAAAACGUCAGUGGAUAUAUUUGUUUCCCUUUCUAUUCAUGUAAGGAAAAUGUGGAGACAUGGGAGCAGUAAUUUGUGAUCAUUUAAUUUUCCUUUUCACUUCAAAUAGGUGAAUUAAAUAAUAAAUCAUGCUUUGAUAUUUAGCAGUAAUUUGUAAAUUUUAUAAGCCCACCCCAAGAUGAGUGCUCUCCUAUUCCGACUUCCCCAGAGCUUCCGGUAGCACAGCCGAGACAGCGACGGGCUGUCUGCCCCUGGGGGGAUGGAGCGACAGAAGUUUUGAGAAUUCAAGAGAAGGUCACGGCGAGACGAGCCGUUUAUCAUUACGAUAGGUGUCAAGUGGAAGUGCAGUGAUGUAUGCAGCUGAGGCAUCCUAACAGACCGGUAGACUUGAACCAUAAGAAUACAUCGUUAAAUUUUGUCAUUAAUUUUCGUCGUUUCCAUUUCCAAACCUCCUGGAUCAAAACUGACGUCAGAAUCUGAUAAAUUGCCAGAGUGGAUCGGAUGGAAGGAAAGGUCUGAUUCACUUGAACUGUCUCCGGCCUCUGCUGAUGCAUCGGAAAUGGCUACAUCUAUGCCAAUCCCAAACGGCGAGAUCUUGGAAUCUGAAGCCAAGUCAGAUGAUGUUAAACCAGAUUCAGCUGAAACCACCAACCCACAAUCUACAGAAGUCGAUGAGGGCCAGCCGAAGAAGGCUCUUCGAAGGGGUAAAUGUAUAUUCAUGUCAAGAAAGGGAGUUUUGGAGCGGUGAACCUAUCACACGACAUGUAUUGAUGGAGUUUCUAGCAAGACAUUUCCUUGUCUUGGUUGGAACUGAAGCUACUGAACUUGUACAUCAUUUAUUUUUUGUUUCCUGCAUUUUGGAUGUAUAGAAACUGUUUAGGCAAAACAGGAUUUGAUAGGAUCCUGUUAUCCAUAUUGUAGACUUGCAGUUAUAUACUUAGAUUCAUCUUGUUACAAAA